Oppiella nova is the source of this 1530-nucleotide messenger RNA. The record is from the annotation of a GenBank genome assembly. Lineage: Eukaryota; Metazoa; Arthropoda; Arachnida; Sarcoptiformes; Oppiidae.
AAACGUAUUUUGCAAACAAUUGAUUUGAAAUGAGUUUUAAUCGUACUUUAGUUGCAAACAUGCAUUUAUAGUGUAUUUGCAAAUGAAAUGUAUAUCAUAUGAAGUGUUUUGCAAAUAUAUUGGACACAAUUGGACCACAAAUGCAUUUUCAUGAGUCCUCGACGUAUGGACUAAUGUAUGGUUUAUUGCGUUCAAUGUUUUCAUAACAAAACAAUUGUCUGUCUUUGCACUCAAUUAUGUCUUUCAAGACAUUUGUUGACGUUUUGCUUCAGAGGUAUAGUGACUACCAGUUAGACGACUGUCCCUACGAGGUGUUUGUCGUGGGAGGCGUCUCACCCGGAAAUAAGCAAGGCAACCAUCUAAUCCUUCCUCCGGCUCUAUCUCUCAACAAAUGCUGUGUGAAGAGCGCCGGCUCUGAGAAAAAGAUCCGAGAGUUAUGUGCGACUGUAGAGGAACUGGAUUUGGCCUCAAAUUGCAUUAUGGAUAUGCGGGAAAUCUACAAAAUCACGCGAUCGAUGCCUAACUUAAGAUUCAUAAACUUAAGUGAAAACGAUUUAUCCGAUUGUAAUAUCGAAAGCCUAGACAACCAUCGGUUUGAUAACAUUAAAAGUCUUGUACUAAACAAUACAAGAAUCCCGUGGAAUGCGUUACACAUUCUGCUCGACUCGAUGCCAUGUGUCGAUGACCUACACCUCAGUCUUAAUAAUUAUUCAUCCAUUGAGUUAAACUCAGGUCACAAAUAUCCAAAUCUUAAGUACCUAUACAUUAGCGGAAACCCACAGCUAAGCGAUUGGGAGGACAUUAAGAAACUGAUGCGAACCUUCCCAUGUCUUGAAGGCCUAUCAAUGGCUGAUUGCAAUAUAUCAUUGAUUCCUGAGGAGGCCGUCAACUAUUUGCCUAAUUUGCAGAGUCUUAACAUAAGCAACUGGCCCAUCAAGUCGUGGCAGUGCAUCGAAAGGCUCAAUCAAGUCGACGCCAUCAUCUCAUCGCACGAUUACCUAAUAUUCAACGCCUUAAUGGCAGUGAUAUCAGUGAAGACGAAAGAGUCUUCGCUGAAAAAGCUUUCCUUCGCUGGUAUGUUAUCAAUGAAAGUCAAGAAAAGCCUCAAAAUGAAGACGAAAGAGUCUUCGCUGAAAAAGCUUUCCUUCGCUGUUCACGGAAGGGUCGACCCUUUGGCAGAAUUGGAUUUCUCGCCACCAAAGCACGCGGACGUCAAAGUGGUCUACAAUGAGGACGAGAACAACGAAGUGACAAAUGAAGACCAAGAGAAGAGACAAACAAAAGAUUUGAAAUUAGAUUUAAAUAAAUCUGUCGGCGAUUUCAAAAGCGAAUUGGGGUCUAUGUUCGGAGUGUCUCCCACUCGGAUGCGUGUGUUUUAUGUGGACAGCGAGAUGUCUGACUUAAUUGGACCGGAACUGUUGCGUUUCAAUCAGAAAAAGUUGUACACAUAUAAUGUUAGAGACGGCGACCAAUUCCUAAUCGAUCACAAAUAGACUUCAUAUAAAUAGCUCUUCAUAUCGAUUGCUCUCC